This is a messenger RNA of Panthera uncia (snow leopard), 3340 nucleotides long. RefSeq names its product phosphoseryl-tRNA kinase (gene PSTK). The transcript is spliced from 6 exons. The record is from RefSeq and is a predicted model, not a curated record. NCBI's taxonomy places the organism in Eukaryota, Metazoa, Chordata, Mammalia, Carnivora, Felidae. The coding region runs from base 2072 to 3091 and encodes 339 amino acids. Gene Ontology annotation, molecular function: tRNA binding; kinase activity.
CAACGGGCAGCUGAAGCAAAGCGAACUGGAAGCGCUCGUGAGAAGAAUGAGCAGCCUCCAACAUGGAAGACUUAGCCGAGGCAAAAACCGGAAUCCGGAGCUGGGCACCCCCCACGUGGUAGUCAGGAGACCUGGGCCAGGCAAGAGUCGGGGAGCGCCUGCGGCUCUGAGGGGCAGAACUGAGAGAACAGAACUAGCAAGGUUAGGUCUGUCGAGCAGCCUCACUACAAGUUCAGAGCAGAGUGACUGCUCCAGCAGGAAGGGUCACUGACCCACCCCCUUGCUUCUGAGAGGAUCAGAACGGACAGAAGGAUGAUAAGUGGGGUGCACUUAGUGACAAUGCCCGUGUGGCAAUCAACUUAAGAGCGAUUUAAGUCAAUUUGAACAAAUCCUAAGCAAGAGUGACCUGUGCCCCUUCGGAUUAUGUGUUUGUAUAUGAGUCAAAAGGGCCACAAAUGUCUCUCGAGGAUGGGCUUGCUUUUUGGUCACUGUGAUUACUGCAAUGACACCAAAAAUAGAUCAGUCUGAUUAUGGGUACUAGAAUCCAACAGAGCAAUGAAAGUUUGGGUCCUUUCCCUCCCCUAAGUUCUUAGCAUACUCAGCUUUAUCCUUUUUUUUUUUUUUUUUUUUUACGUUUUUUGUUUUGUUUUUAAUGUUUUUAUUUUUGAGAGCAUGUGAGUGCGGAAAGGGAAGAGAAAGAGGGAGACACAGAAUCGGAAGCAGGCUCCAGGCUCUGAGCUGUCAGCACAGACCCUGAUGCAGGGCUUGAACUCACAAGCUGUCAGAUCAUGAUCUGAGCUGAAGUCAGACGCAUAAAGGACUGAGCCACCCAGGCGCCCCUUAGCUUCAUCCUUAAAUCAACUGACAUGGGAGGGAAGGGGAAAGGAGGUUCAAGGGGACGGCACUAAAGGGCAGAGACACCCAAUGUCACUAAGCAAGACUUUUUAAGUUCCAAGCGGCUACCUGCUUAGGCUGAAUAAAUGAACUUCUAAAUUUCUGCUCAAAGUUCUGUAUCUUCAUUGCUGACACCAUAUAUUUGAGUUUGGGUCCGUCUGCAACUCAGCAACCACUGCCAUACUGCCUUUCGGUUGGGGACCUUGGGCUUGCUGCCCCACUGUCAUAAUAUUCCUUCCUCAUUCUUGCACUGGACCAAUGGCAGAAUGUCAUGAAAUUAAGAGUAUGUUUAACUCGUGGCUCAGCUUCAAAAGAAAAAAGAAAAUGUACAUACACAUGCCGUGUCAAUUUAUACCAGAUUUAACAUUGGGUUACCGAUUGUAUUUUGCCCCUGUAUGUGGACUCUAACCUCACUUGUUCACAUUUUGAACAUACCACUUUACGACUAAGAAGUAAUCCCCUUUAAAAUAAGGUGUAAGUUAGAAUCCGAAUUCAACUUCUCUACACUACAUCUGCACACAGGGAGUUUGUCUUAUACCUCUCCACUGCUUAGUAUUUGAACACUAAAAUACCUACUGUCCUCUGCAUGAAAGCAUUGGAACUGAGGUCUAGGGAUGUUCUAUCCGGCCUCCACUUCCUCACACUUGCUGUAACUCAGGGCACAGUAACUAUUUAUUUUGCCCUGCCACCUGUCACAUUUAGGAGGGGCAGAGGAGCGCGGCCGUGGGACUGUCAGCUUCGCCUGCUAUGCUGACCUCCAGCACUUGACCUUUCAAAGACCGCUGGAGAAAGACGCCCAAAGCUUCUUCCGGGAUCUUCCAGGGCCCGGUACUUGGUCGUAGCAAGACCGAGGCGCAAUUCCUAGUGGCUUGCAAGUUUCCAGCGGGGAGGACAAAUCUAACUGAACACUGAGGCCACCUCUCUGACCCUUUGGGAAAUGGCCGGAGGUUAGGAAACGCAUCACCGCGGCCUGCCGAGCCCAGAGGACUCGCCUCACAAACGGGAGCCCUCGCAAACAGGCGGGCCGCGCACGGUGCCAGGAUCGGAAGACCCGCCGGGUGCCCCCUCCCGGCCCCAGGCGGCGCGGCGCGGCAGGGCUGUGGGAGACUGCGCGUGCGCGCUGGGCGGCCGGUUCCGGAGACGACGUCCCCAGCCGCCUCCCGUCUCCCGCGACAGCAUGAAGACCGCCGAGGACGCCAGAGGAGUGCAUGGCGAGGGGCCACGGAGGCUAGGCCUCUGCCUCCUCUGCGGCCUCCCCGCGGCAGGAAAAUCGACCUUCGCGCGGGCCCUAAGCCCCCGGUUACGGCAGGAGCGGGGCUGGGCGGUCGGCGUGGUCGCCUAUGAUGACGUCAUGCCGGACGCGUUCCUCGAGGAGGCGAGCGCGCGGCCGUUGCCAUCCCAAUGGAAGGUGCUUCGACAGGAACUGUUGAAGUACCUAGAAUACUUCUUGUUGGCUGUCAUUAACGGGUGUCAGAUGUCUACCCCACCCAACAGGACUGAAGCCAUGUGGGAGGAUUUUAUAACCUGCUUAAAGGACCAAGAUCUGAUAUCUUCUGCUGCACCGGAGGCCCAGUCUUGCUAUCUCUUAACAAAGACUGCUGUUUCUAGACCUUUGUUUUUGAUUUUAGAUGACAACUUUUAUUAUCAAAGUAUGAGAUAUGAAGUCUACCAACUGGCUCGGAAAUAUUCAUUAGGCUUUUGCCAGCUUUUUUUAGAUUGUUCCCUGGAGACCUGUUUACAGAGGAACGGCCAGAGACCCCAGGCGCUGCCUGCUGAGACCAUCCACCUGAUGGGAAGAAAGCUGGAAAAGCCCAACCCCGAGAAAAAUGCUUGGGAACACAACAGCCUCACAAUUGAGAGUUCAGAAUGUUCUUCCGAAGCCAGCCUGAAGUUGACCGAUUUAUUGCUUACUGCUUUGGAAAAUCCAGUAAAAUAUAUUGAGGACAAUGUGGAACAAAAGGAAGCAGACAGAAUCGUUUGUUCAACCAACCUUCUUCAUCAAGCCGAUCAGAUGCUCCGAAGGAUUGUCUCUCAGACGAUGAAGGAAGCAAAAGAAACCGAAGGGGCAAGUGCUCCUAAUCAGGAAGACCAGCGAGCAGUGGGGACUACAAGCCUUUUCUCUUGGAUCCCAGUCCAGGAACCUAUACACUCAAGUGUCAGAAGGGACAUUUUUGGUGCUGCAACUUCAUGGGAAUAGCAGUACUAUUUGUGUGAACACAUCAAGCCGCCUCCUCCACUGUUUCCUCCCUGCUUCACCAGGAGAAAAGUGAUCUUGCUGGUCGGUGAAAACCCAAUAUCCAACAGUGCCACGGCAUGGGAGGGACAAGGCUGUGUCCCCCUCUCCGAUUUCUCUCUCGAGCCGGUGACUCCAAAGAUUUAAUGUGCAUGUAUAUGAAUCACAUGAGUAGCUUUUAAAAAUACAGACUGAUUCAGUAGAUCUGCACUG